GCCCACAUGGCCUCAGGUGGCAAUGGCCUUGUAAAUUCAUCAAGGAAUCAAAAGCUUGGCUUUAACUUGGACGAGGAGUCCCCAUUAGAGCAUUAAUUUCAUCCAAUUUAUUUCCAGAUUUGUUCCGAGAAAAGACCGCCAAGAUCUCUGUCACAAUCACAGGCUGACAGUUCUUACAAAUAAACUCCGAUCGAGCCACUUCUGAAAUUCAGAUAUUUUGUGAGGUAUCAGGAUGAAAGCACUCAUUCUUGUUGGUGGAUUUGGAACACGAUUGAGACCGUUGACUCUUAGCGUCCCAAAGCCUUUGGUGGAUUUUGCUAACAAACCCAUGAUACUGCAUCAGAUUGAAGCUCUCAAAGCUAUUGGAGUUACUGAAGUUGUUCUGGCCAUCAAUUACCAACCAGAGGUUAUGUUAAAUUUCCUAAAAGAAUUUGAGAAAAAGCUUGGCAUUAAAAUCACCUGCUCACAGGAGACUGAACCACUUGGCACAGCUGGUCCUAUUGCUCUGGCUAGAGACAAGUUGAUCGAUGGCUCUGGUGAGCCAUUCUUUGUCCUCAAUAGUGAUGUUAUAAGUGAAUAUCCACUAAAAGAAAUGGUAAAUUUUCACAAGGGUCAUGGAGGAGAAGCUUCCAUUAUGGUGACAAAGGUGGAUGAGCCAUCGAAAUAUGGUGUUGUAGUUAUGGAAGAAACUACAGGCAAAGUUAAAAAGUUUGUCGAGAAACCACAGAUAUUUGUUGGUAACAAAAUCAAUGCUGGGAUUUACUUGUUGAACCCAUCUGUUCUUAACCGAAUUGAACUGAGACCCACCUCAAUUGAGAAAGAAGUGUUCCCAAAGAUUGCAACAGAGAAUAAGCUUUAUGCAAUGGUGCUGCCUGGGUUCUGGAUGGACAUUGGACAACCAAAGGAUUACAUUACUGGCCUGAGAAUGUACUUAGAGUCGUUGCGUAAAAAGUCCUCUGCCAAGUUGUCAACUGGAUCUCAUUUUGUUGGGAAUGUUUUGGUAGAUGAGAGUGCUGUAAUUGGCGAUGGCUGCCUCAUUGGACCUGAUGUAGCCAUUGGUCCAGGAUGUAUAAUUGAGUCCGGGGUAAGGUUGUCACGCUGUACUAUAAUGCGUGGAGUUCGUAUCAAGAAGCAUACUUGCGUCUCCAAUAGCAUUAUUGGCUGGCAUUCCACUGUUGGAAAGUGGGCACGGUUGGAAAACAUGACGAUCUUAGGAGAAGAUGUUCAUCUUGGAGAUGAAGUUUAUAGCAAUGGAGGUGUUGUCCUGCCUCACAAGGAGAUAAAGUCUAGUAUUUUGAAGCCAGAAAUUGUCAUGUGAUCACAAGGUUGAGCUUGGAAUCAACAUUUUGAGAGUUCGAUAUUGCAAUUUGGUUGUCUGCAUUACCCGUUUUGUUUCCCUUCUUUUCUUGUUAUUCUUAGGCAAAUUCCAGUUAGAAUAAGUUCGAGGGCUGAGUGUCAGUCGGCUUGUAGUUGAAGGAUAGCUGCUGGCCUUUGGUUAACGGUGAACAUCAUGUUUGGUGGAUGACCGGAUGCAGAGACAACCUUAUGCACUUGUGAGGGAGCAAUCUCAUUUCUCAUUUUGGAAUGUCAUUAACCAAAAACAAAGAGAAAAAAUAGAGGAAGAAAUACAGACAACAAAUUUAUGACGUUGUAUACACUUAGUUUAAACGUUGAAUAAGUAUCGAGUUGAUUGCAUUUAGAAUC
This is a messenger RNA of Gossypium raimondii (Peruvian cotton), 1704 nucleotides long. Its product is annotated as mannose-1-phosphate guanylyltransferase 1. The record is from RefSeq and is a predicted model, not a curated record. The coding region runs from base 233 to 1318 and encodes 361 amino acids. Gene Ontology annotation, biological process: GDP-mannose biosynthetic process; cell wall mannoprotein biosynthetic process. Gene Ontology annotation, molecular function: mannose-1-phosphate guanylyltransferase (GTP) activity; GTP binding. Gene Ontology annotation, cellular component: cytoplasm. Lineage: Eukaryota; Viridiplantae; Streptophyta; Magnoliopsida; Malvales; Malvaceae. The transcript has 5 exons.